AUGAACAAUCAGAGAAACGGCACCCUAUCAACAAUCACAACAGUAACCCAGACAAACAGCGCCGGGAGCUGUUCUUGUAACUGUCCUUGUGGUUGUGGAUGUGGAGGCACUGGCGCUGGAUCUCCUCAGGGCCAACAACCCAACAGCCCGUCUCCUUCUCCCAUCCCACAGGGCCAGCCAAACUCCCCAUACAAUCCUACGCCGCAGCCACAAUCGCCUUGCAAUCCUCAGCCAAACUCUCCCAACACACCGCAGCCAGACGCUGGUGGCAGCAGCGGUACAGAUGCAGCAGGAGAGGUUGGUGUCGUUACAGCCACCCCAGAACAGGACGACGUGGAAUAUCUUGCUCCGGUCAAGAUUGGCGGCCAAACCAUCAACCUCGAUUUCGAUUCGGGCUCAUCCGAUCUAUGGGUCUUCAACACACAACUCAGCCCCCAAAUAACAAGAGGCCAUCAAGUCUACAACCCUGCUGCAUCCAAGACCUUCAAGUUGCUACAGGGUCAGACCUUUUCCAUCAGCUAUGGAGAUGGCUCUGCCGCUUCCGGUAAUGUUGGUACCGACGUGGUCGAGAUCGGUGGUGUCGCUGUCCAGAACCAGGCAGUUGAACUGGCCACCAAAGUUUCCCAGACAUUCAUCCAAGAUACCCAGAACAACGGCUUGCUCGGCCUUGCCUUUUCCAAGCUCAACACCGUUCAGCCUCAGCAGCAAAAGACCUUCUUCGACAACAUUCUCCCCUCUCUCGCUGAGCCCGUUUUCACUGCCGAUCUCCGCCAUAACGCCGUCGGUGCUUAUGAGUUUGGCCGCAUUGACAACUCAAAGUUCACGGGACAGUUGGCAUGGAUUCCUGUCAACACGGCUAUGGGCUUCUGGCAGUUCACAACGUCUUCCUUCUCUGUUGGAAACAGCCAGGCUCAGAGAGUGGCACCUGCCCAGGCUAUUGCCGAUACGGGCACCACUUUGAUGCUUGUUUCCCAGGCGGUCGCAAACGCCUAUUAUAGCCAGGUCCAAGGAGCUCGGAACGAUCCCAAUGCUGGAGGAGUCAUAUUCCCUUGCAAUACCAACCUUCCGGAUCUCUUUGUGGAUGUUGGAGGGCGGUACAUGGCCCGCAUCAAGGGCGAUGACAUCAGAUUCGCUCAAAUCGAUGCUACUACUUGCUUUGGUGGUGUUCAGCCCACAACAUCUGGAUUGGAAAUUUGGGGCGAUAUCUUCUUCAAGUCUCAAUUUGUCGUUUUCAACGGCGGCAAUAACUCGCUCGGCAUGGCCCAGCAUGUGUAG
Messenger RNA from Sordaria macrospora k-hell, 1275 nucleotides. RefSeq lists its product as uncharacterized. NCBI's taxonomy places the organism in Eukaryota, Fungi, Ascomycota, Sordariomycetes, Sordariales, Sordariaceae. The record is from RefSeq and is a predicted model, not a curated record. Gene Ontology annotation, biological process: proteolysis. Gene Ontology annotation, molecular function: aspartic-type endopeptidase activity.